Messenger RNA from Candidozyma haemuli, 840 nucleotides. RefSeq lists its product as uncharacterized. The record is from RefSeq and is a predicted model, not a curated record. The transcript has a single exon. NCBI's taxonomy places the organism in Eukaryota, Fungi, Ascomycota, Pichiomycetes, Serinales, Metschnikowiaceae. Bases 1 to 840 code for a protein of 279 amino acids.
AUGAAGCUUUUUGGUCUUCUCGCAAUCGCAACCGCCGUCAACGCUGCUACUUCUUUCAACUUGUUCUCCUCGAAAGAAGGCUCUCGCUAUGAUGGUAAACAUAUUCUUAACCGCCCUGACAACAUCGAGGUAGGUGACGGCGACGGCAUCAGUUUCGUUCUUAACGAUGAUGGUUCGCUUGUUGACGCUCCUGCUGGAAAGUAUGUCAACUUCAAGAGCGACCUCGCUUACCUUGGUGUUGAUCAUAUCAAGGACUUCUCCAUCAACGAUGGUAAGUUGCAAUACAAGGGAGAAAGCAAGUGGUACGGCUGCCCAGGUAUCAACAAUGCUCUCGGUUACGAUACCAAGUGUGGUGACAGAGAUGGCUUUGACCUUGUGGUUUACAACCAGGGCAAUUGUGACAAUGUGUACCCUGGAGUGAAGUCGCCAUUCUACUUGAAGGCUUGGAGUACAGAUGGCUCUAAAUUCCAGAACACCCCAAUCAAAAAGGUCGAAAGCCACGCACACGUCUUUGCUGUUGGAGGUGACGACGGAAAGGACGUGAUCUUGAACUUCCAGGAUGACGACACUUCCUUGUCUGACCAAGACGGAAGAGGCGUCAAGCACGACUCUGACACCGGCGAGGUCGGCAAUGUCGCUCCAUUUGGCCGUGAAGCUGCCACUCCUGGCUUCUCUAUUGACGGUGACCACUUGGUUUUCGAGAACAGAGACGAAUGGAGAGCUUGCCCAAGCGGUGAUGACAAGUACUCUUUGGCAGACAACGACUGUGAAGGUGGUACUCCAAUUGUUUUGCAGGUGGUGUGGAAGGCAGAGCUCCUCUCUACAAAAAAAGGUCACUGA